UCUGUCCUCGUCGAGAACCAAUUCUUGCUGCCUACUCUGAUUCCCUGUUCUAGAUCCGAUCUCUUCAUAGUUGCUAACACCAUCCUCCUUCGAAACGAUCAGGGCGACACUGCAAGUACUCUGGGUACGCCGGUGGACGGCGCUGCUGCCGGCGAGAAGGAGGAGACGCACAUCAGGGUGUACUGGCACGACGUGGUGAGCGGGCCGGACCCGACGGCGGUGCAGGUGGCGCGCGCGGCGGCGACCAACGCGUCCAAGACCUUCUUCGGCGCCGUGGUGGUGAUCGACGACCCGCUGACGGAGGGCCCCGGCCUGGGCUCCUCCCGCCUCCUCGGCCGCGCGCAGGGGGCCUACGUCGGCGCCGGCAAGGGCGCGAUGGCGCUGCUGAUGGCCAUGAACUUCGUGUUCCAAGCCGGCACGUACAACGGGAGCAGCGUCACCAUCAUGGGCCGGAACGAGGUGUUCACCGCCGUCAGGGAGAUGCCCAUCGUCGGCGGCACCGGCGUGCUCAGGAUGGCGCGAGGGUACGCGCAGGCCCGCACGCACACCCUCGACCUCAAGACCGGCGAUGCCACCGUCGAGUACAAUCUCUACAUCAGGCACUGAUGAUCGAUAUAUAUAUCCGAAUUAAUUAAUUUGUGUAGUUUUAUGUUUGAGCUUCUGGUCAAAUAACAAGCAAAGUCUCUGUGUCGUGUGUGGUGAUUAUGCACGGAUGCGUGGUUUGCUCUGCUGCUUUGGAGUUUGGAUACA
Molecule: messenger RNA, 750 nt
Organism: Panicum hallii
Lineage: Eukaryota; Viridiplantae; Streptophyta; Magnoliopsida; Poales; Poaceae
Product: dirigent protein 22-like
Exons: 1
Source: RefSeq, a predicted model, not a curated record